This is a messenger RNA of Periconia digitata, 1740 nucleotides long. NCBI's taxonomy places the organism in Eukaryota, Fungi, Ascomycota, Dothideomycetes, Pleosporales, Periconiaceae. The record is from the annotation of a GenBank genome assembly.
CCACCUUCUUCUGAUCAAUCUUCGUUUGGGCAAUUGCACUUCACCAUGUCUCGACGCAAUAGCAAUGUUGUCGCCGUUGACCCUGAGCAGGUCAGGCGCAUGUCUCUCAACAACGCCGACAUCGCCCAGCUCACGGGCGAUGCCGCCAAAGCCACAAAAGCCGAGCAAAAGAUGUCGCUGCGCGAAGGUAUACGCCUGUAUCCCAAAGCCAUAGCAUGGUCUAUUCUUCUUAGCACCGCAAUUGUCAUGGAAGGUUUCGACAAGAACCUGAUCACGAAUAUCAUCGUCGUUCCUGGAUUCCGCCGCAAGUUUGGCGAACUGCAGCCGGACGGCAGCUACGAAGUCACUGCUGCAUGGCAAUCGGGUCUCAACAACGGAGCAGCUGUUGGUGAAAUCCUCGGUCUCUUCAUCAACGGUAUUGUCGCGGAAAAAUUCGGAUACAAGAAAACCAUGCUCGGAGCUCUGGUAGCAGUCACACUCCUCAUCUUCAUCGUCUUCUUCGUCCAGAGUCUCCCUAUGCUGGUAACCGGUCUGAUCCUCAUGGGUGUCCCCUGGGGAGUUUUCCAAACCCUGACCUGCACCUACGCCGCUGAAGUCACGCCUGUGCCCCUCCGACCGAUCCUGACCACCUACGUCAACCUCUGCUGGGUGAUGGGUCAAUUCGUAGCCUCAGGUGUCCUCAAGGGAGUCUCAACACGCGAAGAUCAAUGGGCCUACCGCAUUCCCUACGCGCUGCAGUGGCUCUGGCCCAUCCCCCUCAUCGUCGGCAUCUGCUUUGCACCCGAAUCCCCCUGGUGGCUCGUCCGCCAACAACGCUACGACGACGCACGCAAAUCGCUCCUUCGUCUCGCCUCCCCAGACAAGAACCCAUCAUUCAACGCCGACGAAACAAUCGCCAUGUACAAGCACACGGACGAAAUGGAAAAAGCCGAAUGCAGCGGAACCUCGUACUGGGACUGCUUCAAGGGCACCGAUCUCCGCCGCACAGAAAUCGCCUGCAUGACAUGGUUCGUGCAAUCCUUCUGCGGAUCCAGCUUCAUGGGCUUCUCCACCUACUUCUUCGAGCAAGCCGGCCUCGCCACCUCAAACGCCUUCAGCAUGUCGCUAGGACAGUACGCCCUCGGCGCCGUGGGAGUCAUAAUCUCGUGGUUCCUUAUGCCCAAAGUCGGACGCCGCACGCUCUACGUCUACGGCCAAGUCGCGCUCUGCUGCAUCCUCCUCAUCAUCGGCUUCCUGGGCAUUGCGCCAGAAGACCACGCAGGCGCUGCCUGGGGCUGCGGCGCCAUGCUGCUCAUCUUCACCUUCGUUUACGACUUCACCGUCGGCCCCGUGUGCUACUGCCUCGUCGCCGAACUCCCCUCGACCCGCCUCCGCCAAAAGACGGUCGUGCUCGCGCGAAACUUCUACAACAUGGCCUCCAUCAUCGGCAACAUCAUCACCCCGCGCAUGCUCAACCCCACGGCGUGGAAAUGGGGCGCCAAAUCCGCUUUCUUCUGGGCCGGAACGUGUUUCCUGUGUCUGGUGUGGACGUACUUCCGUCUCCCCGAGCCCAAGGGCCGCACGUACGGAGAACUCGAUAUCCUAUUCGAGAGACGCAUCAGCGCGAGGAAGUUCGCGGGCACCGUCGUCGAGGAGUACGAAGUCGCUGUUCGGGAGAAGGGCAGCAGCAUCGAUGUUGUUGCGGACGAGAAGGAGGGUGGGGUCAGCGCGCACCUUGAGCAGGUCAACUCGAAGAUCUGA